Messenger RNA from Wyeomyia smithii (pitcher-plant mosquito), 1773 nucleotides. RefSeq names its product synaptic vesicle glycoprotein 2B-like. The coding region runs from base 406 to 1710 and encodes 434 amino acids. The transcript is spliced from 5 exons. Lineage: Eukaryota; Metazoa; Arthropoda; Insecta; Diptera; Culicidae. Gene Ontology annotation, biological process: transmembrane transport. Gene Ontology annotation, molecular function: transmembrane transporter activity. The record is from RefSeq and is a predicted model, not a curated record.
GAUUUGUUUUAAGCCUUUCACUGCCCAGCAACCGCCACCGUGGAGGCUGGACCUAAUCGCUGCGCAAAUAGAGUGGCGCGAUUUGUUGCCGUUGGUUCGCAACUGAAUUUUUUGUUUUCCUGGAUACUACUUUGGACUAUCUGCGAUGCGAUGAUACGACGUGAGUUUAUCAGUUAAACGUGAGAGAAUGGCAUCAACGGAGGAUGGUCAUAAAAGUGUCCGGAUGUGUGAAGAAUUUCUCAAUCUAAAUCUUUACGACAGCUUACGGGUUGUUAUCUAGCUGAUAGGUUGGGGGAGAAACUUCAAACAGUUUAUGACCUAGAGCCAAACGGUGGACUACAUUUCUGGAGCAAGUGCGAUGCGAGAUGCAUACGCGAUACAACCCAACCCUGCUCUUUGUGUCGCAUGUUGCUCGGUUCAAAAGGUAUCAUCCUAACGUCGCACCUGUGGGGUUACGUGGCGGACACUAAAGGGCGCAAAAAUGUGAUCAUCCUGUCGCUGGCAAUCACCACGGUCUGUUCGCUGGCCUCAAGUAUGGCGAGUGAUUUUGUUACGAUGGCGAUACUGCGUUUCUUGGUCGGAAUGUGCAUCUCGGCACCAUCGGCCGCUAUCUACGCCUACUUGGGCGAGUUUACGAAAACGUCACAGCGCACCAUGAUGAUCUCCUUUGCCAGUGUUGCCGUUGGGCUAUCGUACGUCUUCACCGGGACUCUGGGAUGGCUGGUUCUUCCCUCUGACUGGCGCGUCGACCUGUGGAGUAUCGUAGAAUUUCGACCCUGGCGCCUGUUGAUCAUUCUGUUCUCCCUGCCCGGGGCGAUCGGAGCCGUCUGGUUGGUGUUUCUACCGGAAAGUCCAAAGUUUCAUCUGUCUCAGGGUCGAGAUGAUAAGGCACUGCAGAUUCUUCGCAAAAUGUAUUGUGAGAGUCAUCCGGAUGUGGAUGUGAACGACUUUCCCGUUAAACGAAUCACUCCGGAAGUAGGCGCAGAUGAUGUAGUCGGAUCCCGGGGGAAUCUGCUGGCGGUUUUACGCAAUAUGUGGGACCAAACGGUGCCGCUAUUCCAGCGGCCAAACUUGCUCUAUUUCACCGUGUGUUGCGCUCUGCAGUUUGGGAUGUUCUUCGUUUCCGCUGGCAUGGGUCUCUGGUAUCCGGAGAUCGUCAAUCGAGUGACGUCGGUUGGAGCAGACAGUACGGAAGCUAUCUGCGAUGUUCUGGAGGGGACGAAUGAUCCGGAUGAGGAUUUUAUAUUUUACAGUGAGAAUCACUGCAACGAUCAGAUGACGCAGGAUGUCUUUGUGUAUGUGAUUGCACUGGGCACGAUCUACACUGUAUUGUAUCUCAUAAUUUCCGCUGCCUUGCGGAAGAUCCAUCGAGGACACAUAAUAUUUUUCAAUCUUCUCAUGUCGGGAAUCUCCGGGAUGCUGCUGGUUUUUAUUGACGAUCCCUAUUUAGUACUGGUGCUAUUCUGUUCGUUCAUGGUUUUCGCCGGAAUUUCCAUUUCGUUGGUCAACGGAGCUGCCGUGUCGUUGUUUCCCACGAACGUUCGAGCGAUGGCCGUUUGUUUAAGUUUAAUGAUGGGUCGGCUCGGAAGUGUCGCCGGUACUAACCUAAUCGGAUUGAUUAUUGAACGGAAUUGUAAUCUCACAUUUGUCUUAUUCGCUGGAUGCUCCCUGAUAGGAGCAGUGCUGACACUGGUUCUUCCGAGUCGGUGACCUUUCCAUGGCCCUUUUAACGUCUGACUGAAAUAAUUGUUCGUAAUAAACGUUCUACACCUG